Molecule: messenger RNA, 919 nt
Organism: Punica granatum (pomegranate)
Lineage: Eukaryota; Viridiplantae; Streptophyta; Magnoliopsida; Myrtales; Lythraceae
Source: RefSeq, a predicted model, not a curated record
AUUGUAAUUGCCGUGAGGCAAGCCGCGGAUUUUACUUUCAGAGAACCCCACAGGUUCCAAUUUUGAGGUUUAGGUGAGAAGCAGAGGAUUAGUUGGCUAAAUCUUCCAUUUCAGAAACUGGGGUAUUAAACUGAUCUGAUCACAGGCCAAUCGUCAGUCAAAUCCGUUCAUUAUGUAUCCAAGAAUCAUCUUCUGCACUACAGUCUUCUUAGCCGUAUUAGCAGUCAUCCUCUUGACCCUCUUCUCACCGGUCGCCCAUAGAUCGAAGACUUCGAGAGGCCAGACGAGGCCUUGGCUGGCCCUCUCCCUCUACAUCCAGCAGCCUCACAGCCCGAGCUUGCCAUCACGGCCUCUAGGCCCGCUUGAUGGGCCUGGGGCUCUCGUCUUCCACCGGACCCUGACUGAGGGCCCACACAACACCUCCCGGGUCGUUGGUCGGGCUCAGGGCUUCAUCGUGCCGACCGAGGUGUUUGCGCACUCGGACUUCAACAUCAUCUAUCUGACAUUCGAGACUGCAGAGUACUCGGGCAGCAUUAGCGUCCAGGCAAAGCAUGCUGAUGAUGGGGACAGGGAGGAGGAGCUCACGGUGGUAGGCGGGACUGGCUCGUUCGCUUUUGCAAGGGGGAGGGCUGUUUUCGCCCAGACUGACCAUGAGGUGACCGAGGCCGACACGGCUUACCAUGUGAAGCUUCAGCUGCGGUUCCCUGACCGAUCUCAGACUAUACCGGGAUGAGGUGCCGGGCCACCCGAGGCACAUUGUACUACCAGUUUUUGCUACCCUUUCUUGAAUCUCUUCUUUCCCUCUCUUCGAUAAUUAAAAAUACAUUACAUACCUGGAUUUUUCGAAUAAACAGGAAGAUAGAAUGUAACUUGAGCCUUAUCAAAAAUUGAUGCUGAAUGAAAUAUAUCUUACUGUAAA